This is a messenger RNA of Gossypium raimondii (Peruvian cotton), 981 nucleotides long. RefSeq lists its product as uncharacterized. The coding region runs from base 29 to 757 and encodes 242 amino acids. Gene Ontology annotation, molecular function: DNA-binding transcription factor activity; DNA binding. The transcript is spliced from 2 exons. Lineage: Eukaryota; Viridiplantae; Streptophyta; Magnoliopsida; Malvales; Malvaceae. The record is from RefSeq and is a predicted model, not a curated record.
CCCUUAUCAUAGACUCCCUUUACCCACCAUGGCGGCUCACUCCGGAAUUAUUUUCUUUAAGGAACUCACUGACACUGACGUCAAGAAGAGAUUGGUAGUCCCGAAAGAGUACCAGGAUUUCUUCCUACCUUCAUAUGGACGCCUUCCAGCCAAAAUUAAGCUCAUGUACGACGGAAAGAUCUGGGAAGUUAAGUGCACUGUUCGGAAAAAGGGGUACCUUAAGCCUGUUCUCUCCGUUGGAUGGAAAAAGUUUGUUGUUGCUAACGAACUCAAAGUUGGGGAUAGAAUCACCAUGUACAAAGAUGAAGAUGGCUUUUCCCACUAUAUGGUUGAAGUGGAGAAGCCUCCCGCAAGCAACCAACACGACACCCUUCCUGAUUCGCCUGCUCUCUCUUUCAUUCAUCAUAAACCCGAUGAAACGACUCUCAAAUACAGAAAAGAAGUACCUGAAGACUUGGCCGGAGCACACCACCAGCCUGAUAUUGCACCGAUGAACAUUCCUGUCAACGCUUGGCAACGGCCAUCCAUCGGGAUGUUUGGUACUAACGUGAGUAACGAAAGAGCUGAUCAUUUCAGUCUGAUGACCUACGGCAGUGGCACUAGUGCUGCUGGUGGAAUUGGAGAAGCAUGUCCAGAGAUUAUUACUGAUCAUCAUCAAGACCUUAGCUUGGACUUGGUUCGGCGACAACCCGGUACUAUUCCACCGCCAUAUGUGGGAGAAGUGAAGUUAGAUUUGACAUUGGCGCCACCCAAUUAAUGUGGUGAGAGCGGAUAACCAAUUGAGACAAUAAGACAAACUUAGGCUUCUUUUGGGGACAGAUUAGUGCGGUUCAAAACAGGAACUUGAAGAUCAAGAUUGAGGUUGAACUUGAAAAUUGAAACCCACCCUUUUCUUUCUUUCUUCUUCAUCAUUUUGUAUCAUCAAAGUCAAUGAUGUGUGUAUUUUACAUCGAAGGGGAAAUCUAAAUAACAUGUUUUGCA